Messenger RNA from Cylindrotheca closterium, 987 nucleotides. The record is from the annotation of a GenBank genome assembly. NCBI's taxonomy places the organism in Eukaryota, Bacillariophyta, Bacillariophyceae, Bacillariales, Bacillariaceae.
AUGAUGCAACGAAUUUCGGAAUCGCGCAGGAUAUCCUUUCCCCAAUGCUGGUUAGCCCUACUUUGUUUUCUCUCUUCGACAUCGGCGCUUGCUCGUCAAGGCACGGUUUCGCGAAGGGGUAUCCUAGAAAUCGCCGGUGGGAUUGGUCUUGUGACAUUGGCUCCCGCCCAUGCAGAAGAAGAUCUUUCUCAAGUUGUUGAAGUCGUGGCCACUGGAGAUGCAAAGAAACUUUUCAACGAAGGUAGAGCACUGGAAUCGCAGGGAAAUAUGGCAGCAGCGCAAAGAAUAUACUCGAAAGUGACCAAGAUAUCACCACGGUUUAUCUAUGGCUGGAGUAACCUUGCAAAUACACAAGUUGCUUUCGGUGAUUUAAGCAGCGCCGAGGAGAAUUAUUCCAGGGCAAUUGAGCUGUGCAAAGAGAGUAUGGAUGGGAAUGAAGAGAAGUUUGGCGUUCGACGUUGCAACGACAUGUAUUUGCUUCGUCUGAACCGCGGGUCGGUCAGGCUGAACAAUGGGAUGCCACAAGAGGCGCUUGUUGAUCUUCAACAAGCAAGCAUUUUGAAAGAACGUCCGGAUGCAAUCAUUCUACAGAAUCUUGCUCGAGCGAAAGAGUUGAACGGCUUGUACUCUUUGGCGGACAAGGAUUACAACUUGGCUAUAUCUAUGACUGCAAACGAAGUGAGCCCAUUUUGGAUACGGUCUGCCCUCUGUAAAUAUCAGCUCGGAAACAGAUCUGAAGGAUUCGAUAUUUUAAAAAGAGUGGAAAAUCGCUUUCCAGAAGCUCCCGAAGUACGAUCUGCCUAUGCAGUGUUCUUGGCCGCUAACGGAGAUCAAAUCGGAGCGCAAAGAAAGUUUUUGGAAAUUCCAGAUCGUCAACGAUUGAGAUAUUCCGAUAUCGACUAUCUUACCAACGUAAUCAAUUGGCCUUCUUCUAUGAUUCGUGACGUGUCCAAACUUUCUGAGGCUGUCGGGGACAACAAAAGAUAA